This is a messenger RNA of Lemur catta (Ring-tailed lemur), 3540 nucleotides long. It is a transcript of the gene MROH8, whose product is annotated as maestro heat like repeat family member 8. The transcript is spliced from 24 exons. NCBI's taxonomy places the organism in Eukaryota, Metazoa, Chordata, Mammalia, Primates, Lemuridae. The coding region runs from base 55 to 3207 and encodes 1050 amino acids. Gene Ontology annotation, cellular component: cytoplasm. The record is from RefSeq and is a predicted model, not a curated record.
CCCACCAGCUCGCACCCCUCCGUCAGACCCUCGACCCCCAGAGAGCCCGAGCCCAUGCCCCUGCCCUACAGGGGAAGGGGACCCCGCCUGGCCGGCUCCCGAGUGGCGACCACUAGCCUCCCGCGGGCGACGCCCCGCUCCCCAAGGCGCUCCGGCCGCGGGGCCCCGCUGUUGAGCCAUGCGCAACGCCUCACCCGGCGGCGCCAUUCCUCGGAGCAGGUCCCACCGGAGCCCGAGCCACUGGCUGACUUCCGCUCGGGAAAGUGGCUCCAGGAGCGCGCCGGAGGGGACGCCAGGGCCUCGCGGCAAGCUCUGCGUGCUGGGAUGAGCUCUAGACCCAGGAUCUGUGGUCAGGAAGAAGUAGUGAUCCCUUGUGCUUCUGACAAUGAUUCGGGAAGUGUGGACUUGCAGCUGAGCAACUUAGAGGAUGUUAAAAAAGGUCCAAGUAGCUCUGAAUUUACAGACUUGGAUAUCUCUGACAUCCCUGGACUUCCUCGGGAGUCCUUCUCAUGUAGCUUCAGAUACCCGACCCACCAGGGGCCCUUCAGUGAGGCCAUCAUUGAGAGGCUGAUCCAGUCCAUCCAGGCGGUUUUUAAUGGUGAGCUAAAGGAUGAACUUGAAAAGCUGACAUUCCUAAGAUCUUUGUCUUCUCUCAGCCAAACUUUAUCUUAUGAUGAAACCGCAGAAUCAUUCAUUCACAACCACAUAGCAAACAUUGUGCAUACCCUAAAUGUACUGGUGCAAGAGGAGCCGCUGCAUUCUCUAUUCAGCCCUGUGCGCCAGGAGGUCUUUGUCACCAUUACUGAUCUCAGUUACCAAGAUGUCCAUUUGCUGUUUGGCUCUGAAGAUCGAGCUGAGUUGUUCAGCCUCAUCACCAGAAGUAUGAUCACUCUGCCCUCUGUGAGGAAUCUUCCCCAGCUGCAGGAAAUCAUGCCGAGUGGGCCCUACAACUCAGAGUGUCUCCACAGGCUGACGUUCCAGGCCUUCUUUGAGAUGCUCCAGAGUUUGGUGAUAAAAGACCCACAUUUGGAAAAUCUUGACACCAUUUUGAAGCACAUGGACCCCUGGUUACAGUCAGUCAAAGACCACGAGCGGGAACGGGCCACAGCCAGCAUGGCUAAAGUUCUGAAGUGCUUGUCCAGACAUCUCAGCUUGAAGUUUCCGCUGCGAUUCCAAAGACUUGGACACCUGGUGGCUCUGAUGGUGCUGCUGUGUGGGGACCCAGUGAAGGAGGUGGCCGAGGAGGCUGCAGAGGGCACGCACUACCUGCUGUAUAUCACCCAGAGGCUCAAGUAUACCACUCAUGACAAGGAAAAUCACCAAAGCUUAAGAAGAGCAUUGAAAAAAUGUCGAGAAUUCCUAGAGCUCUACAAUAUUAAACAGUUCUACAGUUGUCCCUUCGAAAUUACCCAGGUCUUUGAAGUUUUUCUCAAUCCCAGUGAGCUCUGCCAGUUUGUGAUGGCUACAUUGGAUGGCCUGAAAAAUCUGAAAAAUCCCUGCAUCCAGGAAUCAGCAGGAGAAUUGCUGAUAACAUUGGUGAAAAAUGCAGUGUCCCGAUUUGAGAAGGUGCCAGAAAUUAUAGGAGUUAUCUGUGCCCGGCUAUCCAUAAUCAGCCAGCCUAGAGUCCGCCAACAAAUCAUAAAUGCUGUGAGCUUGCUUAUAUCCAGGCCCAAGUACACGGACACAGUGCUCAGCCACCUUCUGUGUCAUCCAAUACCAUAUGACAGGCAUCUAGCUGAGUUGUGGAGAUCCCUGGAGGUAGAGCUGCCCAGCACGACCUGGAUUCUCUGGAGGCUCCUGAGGAAGCUGCAGAAGUGCCAUAAUGUGCCCACCCAGGAGAAGAUGGCCUAUGAGGCCGUGGCUGCAACAGACGCCCUCUAUGAGGUGUUUGUGGGAAACCGUCUCCUAGCAGCUACGUUGCGACUCUUCCCUCAGCUUCUCAUGGCGCUGCUCAUCCAGAUUCACCACAGCAUCGGCCUCACCAUGUCUGACGUUGCCGUCCCAAUUGGUCUGUACCCACAACAGGAAGUGUCUUCAGAGGCCACCCCUUUGAGCUUUGCUAUGCAGGCUAUAAAGACUCUCCUCCUCAGAACAUUGUGCUGGCAGGAAUUCAACCUCAUGGAAAAGAAUAAAGGAUGGGCUCUUCUAGAAAGAAAAGAUUGCCAUCUUCAGGGAGUAUUUCUCCUUGCCAAUGCAUUGCGGGAAAGAAGUCACCACCUUGCACGUAAGGUCAUGUACUUGUUAGUCCCACUUCUUAACCGAGGGAAUGAUGAGCAUAAACUCACAUCUGCAGCCUUUUUUGUGGAGCUUCUCCAGAGUCCGGUGGCUAGAAGACUGCCUAGCAUAUACUCCAUUGCCCGCUUGAAAGACUGGCUACAUCAUGAAAAUAAUCUUUUUAGGAUUGUUGCCCUGAGGGGACUGCACAAUCUUGCCAGACACCAGGAGAUGAGGGAAGAUAUCAAGAGCCUGUUGCCAUGCAUCUUAGACAGGUUAUGUGAAGCCGAUGAGGAGAUUGUUUUGUUGGCCAUCCAGAUACUCCUGCAGCUUGUCAGGACAAUGGAUUUCACUACCCUGGCUGCCAUGAUGAGGACCCUGCUCUCCUUAUUUGGUGAUGUGAGACCUGAUGUUCAUCGUUUCUCCAUGGUUCUCUUUGGAGCUUCCAUAAAGUCUGUGAAAUACUCAGAUAAGAAGAAUAUAGAGAAGCAAGUCCUGGACAGCUUGGUCCCACUACUUUUGUACUCUCAGGAUGAAAAUGAUGCAGUCGCUGAGGAGAGCAGGCAAGUCCUAACUGUAUGUGCCCAGUUCCUGAAGUGGAGGCUCCCCCAGGAAGUAUACUGCAAAGAGCCCUGGUACAUCAAACCUGCUGAAGCUGGAACAGUCUGCAAAUUCUUUGGAAAACAAUGCAAGGGGAAAAUUAACAUCCUAGCCCAAACAUUGAUGUACUCCAAGAAUGCAAAACUUCCCAUCCGAAGAUCAGCAGUCAUGUUUGUAGGGCUCUUAUCAAAGUACAUGGAUCGCAGUGAGCUCAGGAUGAAGGGUACUGACUGGAUAGAGGAUGAUCUGAGAGGUCUGCUGCAAGACCCAGAGCCCUCUCUGCGCAUCCUCGCGUUCCAGGCUCUGUACCAAGUCCAGAAGGUGAGGGCCGAGCCAGAAACUGAGCAGACGGUUUGCUGGUUGAGGAGGCUCAUGGGCUGUCUCCCUACCUAGAAAUGCAACAUAAGCAAGUCAGACUUAAAACAAUGCCAGCAUGAAGAUACUUCCACCUAUUUAAUUACUUCCAACAUGUUUUGUGUUGUCAAAACCUUUAAGUAGUUAGAAUAUAUAGGGGGAGGGCAGCCCUUAGUUUAAAUUUGCAGAUAUAGUGAAAAAUGUACUGAGUGUUUUAGGCAUACCAGAAGAUCCAUAAAGUUCCUGUCUUGAUAAACAAUUCAAGGACAGCUUCAAAAGAGAGUCUAAAUAAAUGUUAAUGUUAUAAUGUUAGUAUUAUUGGCUCUUUUACCAAUUCCCAGUCUCCUUAAUUGUCAAUAAUCUUAAGAAUAA